CAAUGAAUGCUCCUCGGACAACAUUACUCGCAACCACCACCCAUAGCGCCAUCCACAAUGCCCUCAAUCGCCAAAAUGGUAUUCGGCAACGGCCCUCUCGGCCCGUCCUUUGCCCCCUGGAUCCGUCAGUACCCCGGCGUGCAAAAGUACUGGGCACGAUGGUCAGAGCUCUACAGGCACGCAGCCGGCUACCGACAGAAGGGCUACCUCCUCGACGACUUGGUGAUAGAAGAGAACAAGGCCGUGCAGAAGGCGCUCUCCCGUCUUCCCGAGCGAGUCGCUUACGACCGAGUCUGGCGACACCGACAGGGCAUUAUGAUGUCCAUGCACCACACCGACCUUCCCAGGAACAAGUGGACCCCCCCCGAAAAGGACGAACAAUACCUUACCCCUUACAUCAACCAGGUGCUUGCGGAGGAACAGGAACGAGCCGACUGGGAUCACUCUGUCGUCGAGAGGAUCAAGAAGAGGCAGGCUGGCAGGCAGAACCCUUUUGAGCGCGUCUAACUUGGGACGUGUUAUUUGGGUGGGGAAGGAGGAGGCGUGUGCGGCAGUUGAGAGUGUAGACUGUCGUCGGGCUAUAAGAUGCAUUGCAUACCGCACCAAGUAGAACUGGCUACAGAUCAUCUCUCUU
Messenger RNA from Cryptococcus deneoformans JEC21, 634 nucleotides. RefSeq names its product ubiquinol-cytochrome-c reductase, putative. The transcript has 4 exons. Gene Ontology annotation, biological process: mitochondrial electron transport, ubiquinol to cytochrome c. The record is from RefSeq and is a predicted model, not a curated record. Bases 7 to 507 code for a protein of 166 amino acids. NCBI's taxonomy places the organism in Eukaryota, Fungi, Basidiomycota, Tremellomycetes, Tremellales, Cryptococcaceae.